Molecule: messenger RNA, 573 nt
Organism: Mastomys coucha (southern multimammate mouse)
Lineage: Eukaryota; Metazoa; Chordata; Mammalia; Rodentia; Muridae
Product: interferon alpha-7-like
Exons: 1
Coding region: 1-573 (190 amino acids)
Biological process (GO): B cell differentiation; defense response; T cell activation involved in immune response
Cellular component (GO): extracellular region
Molecular function (GO): type I interferon receptor binding; cytokine activity
Source: RefSeq, a predicted model, not a curated record
AUGGUUAGGCUCUGUGCUUUCCUGAUGGCCCUGGUAGCGAUGAACUACUGGUCAACCUGCUCUCUAGGAUGUGACCUGCCUCAGACUCAAAACCUCAGGAACAAGAGAGCUUUGACACUCCUGAAACAAAUGAGGAGGCUCUCUCCUGUCUCCUGCCUAAAGGACAGAAAGGACUUUGGAUUCUCCUUGGAGAAGGUGAAUGCCCAGCAGAUGCAGAACAUUCAAGCCAUCCCUGUUCUCCAUGAGCUGAUCCAGCAGGUCCUGAACCUCUUCAGCUCAAAGGACUCAUCUGCUGCUUGGGAUGCAACCCUCCUAGACUCAUUCUGCAAUGGCCUCCAUCAGCAGCUCAAUGUCCUGCAAGGCUGUCUGAUGCAACAGGUCAGGGCGCAGGAGCCUUCCUUGACUCCAGAAGACUCCCUGCUGGCUGUGAGGAAAUACUUCCACAGGAUCACUGUGUACCUGAGAGAGAAGAAACGCAGCCCUUGUGCCUGGGAGGUGGUCAGAGCAGAAGUCUGGAGAGCCCUGUCUUCCUCAGCCAACUUGCUGGCAAGACUGAGUGAGGAGAAGGAGUGA